UCUAUAUUCUCUCCAGAACGGAACUAGAAGGAUGUUGCCGUUGAUCCUUUUCGUUUUCUCUACUUCUCUCUCGUUUACUACCUCAUCAUGGGCAUUACCAGGGAAGGAGAAAGAUCCUAUGAUAAAUCCAGGAAUGUUCGAAGGAGACAUGUUAGGUGUUUCAAGAUCAAAGGAUAGAAACGCAGUUCCUCUUGAUUCUCAAAGAUGGCCUGGAGGAGAAAUUCCUUAUAUUAUAAAGGAAUCAGUCGAUGCGAAUACAAGAAAAGCUCUAAAAGCUGGAAUGGAUCACAUAUCAUCUAAAACUUGUAUCAAGUUUGUGGAAAGAAAAGAUGAAAGAGACUACGUAGAGGUUUUCAAGGGAAAUGGAUGUUAUUCUCAUUGGGGCCGGAUCGGUGGAGUGCAAUCCGUAUCUCUGGGAAAUGGAUGCUCUGAUAUAGGAACUGUAGUCCAUGAACUCCUUCAUGCAGUCGGUUUCGAACACGAGCAUAAUAGAUCAGACAGAGAUGAUUAUCUCAAAAUCAACUGGCAAAACAUAUUACCAGGAUAUGAAGAUUCUUUCGAACCGUUGAUGCCACACGAGGAGCGACGGCUUACUGACUUCGAUUUCGACUCUGUCAUGCUGUAUGGCAGCUAUGCAUUCAGUAAAGAACCUUUUUUUCUCAAAACCAUGGAAGCCCUUAAUGGCCGUGAAAUGCCUGAAGUCUAUUACAAGAAAGGCCUAUCUUCAGAUGACAUUAAGAGAGUGAAACUUCUCUACGACUGCUAAUGAAUAAUCAGAAAAUACAUCAGAAUAUAUAUAUAUAUAUAUAUAUAUAUAUAUAUUUAUUUAUAACAACAGUUAUUGGAUUAUUAUUACAGUUAUUCAUAUUUAUAAGUUAUAUAUUUUAUUAGGCAAUUAUUAAUAUUUAUAAGAAGAGUUAUUGGAUUAUCCGUUAGGAAAAUAAAGAUUAAGAAUGUGAAAUUUAAUGCUAGUUUAGUAAAAAUUCAGUUAUUGUCUUGAGGAAGUAAAAAAUUGUUUUAACUAAAAGUAAAAUUAUGAAAACAGGAAAAUGAAUGUUAAAACAUGAAACAAUUAUUGCUAUUCAAUGAAAAUUAAUUGACUUAUCAAGAGGAACAAACCAAUUUUGAUCAAUUAAAAAUAAUUAAUAGAAGCGAAAGCGUUUCGUCGUCUUUAUAUGAAAAAAUGUAAAACCCCAAGCCAGUAAGGUAUUGACUCAAAACGUUUUCAAAGUGCACAUUAAGUACAAAUCUUAAUUGGAUGAAAGAAUAACUAUUCAGAAGUUUGCCAAAUUUAUUCAAAGUACAAGUCAAGAACUAAACUGAAAUAAAUAUUCAAGUAAAGAUUUCGAUGUUUCUUGCAUUAAAGACUAUUUCCCGACACUUUCGCCUCAGAACAUAGUAAAACAAUGCAAAAAUUAAAUAAAAUAAACAUAAAAAGAAUUAAAACAGUGUAAAAAUUAAUAUUAGACUAAACAAGUAAUACAUUCUUAAUAGACUAAAAUAAAAUAAAAAAGCAAAAAUGUAAGUAUUUUUAAAAGCAAUAUAAUUAUAAUACAUUAAAAAGGCCAAAAAUGAAUUAAAGUUACAUGUUUGCAAAAUUUGAAUAUUUAGGCACGGCCUGGUUAGCUACAGAGUGACGUCACGGAAGGCGUCUGAGUCUUCCGUGACUUUGCUGCAGGUUUGAAGAUGCGCGUUUCGUUAGAUGUUUAUAGAUUCUUUUGUUUUAAAUAAUGCAUAGUAAUAGGCUUACGGGCUUAAGUAUAUAAAAGGAAGUUUAUUCAUUUACAGUUAAGAUUGAUAGUUUAAUAGGUAUUAUCUUAAGGAAUAUUCAUGAAAUUUUCUAUCCAAUGUUUUACAACAUUUUGUACAAUUAUUUUUAUACUGCAUAGUAAUGACUUUUUAGGAUUUGCUGAAAAUCAAAAUUUAAAAAUAAAUAAAUAAAUAAAGGUUGCUAUUUAUUAACAUAAGUAAAUCUUUAUAGUUUAAUUAUUUUUACUUCCACUAAAUGCUAAAAUAAAAUUCUUUAAUAAAUACUCCGGAAAAUAUAUUUACAAAAUUUACUGUUGAUUUCACUGAUCCCAAAUUUUGAGGUUUAAUUUCGCAGACGUGAAGGAAAAGAAUGAAAAGAUUCUAAAAUAUAAAUAAUGACAAAAUAUAAACACUAAACUGACAAAAUAUAGACACUAUUUAAUCAAUUAAAAGACAUGAAAACAAUUUUUAUUAUCUUAUCACAAUAUAAUUAUUUAUUAAUAAUUAAUAAUUAUUGCUGUUUUUAAUUUUAAGAAUAACUUGAACGAGCGAUCAGUAAUAUAUCCAAUGCUUUAAAACUAUAAAUACUUCAGAGCUUUCAAAAAGUAUGCAGAUGUGUUUUUUAUUCAUUUCAGUUAUUAUCUAACAAAAAGAACACGAAAUCAAAAGUCGCAGAAAAAUUAAAAUUUCAUAAAAUCCUCUUGGCAUUUGCCAACAUAAAUUGAAUAAAGCAUACUUUUGGCAAUAUUACAGCAGGCGAAUGAUUACUAAUGCAAAAAUAUCUUUAUGAUCUGAAUAAAUGAAUCUUUAUGGAAAGAAGAAAUCGUAAAAGACUGGAUAGAUGUUGCUUCAAUACUUUCAAGAUUCUCAGGAAAACCAAUUAAUUUUUUUUCCCUUUCUAUGUCACCUUUUCACUUGAACUUCAUCAAUCUAAAAAUCCCUGAAUUGUUUAUGUUCCAGUAUUUUUUUUUUAAACCUUUUUCAGUACUUCCAGUUAGCUUCAUUGUUCGUUGAUCCAUCAAGCUUUCAGAGAUUUCAGAUUGAUCCAUCAAGCCUAGGAGUUUUCACAGAUGAUCCAUGGAUGGAAGGCAGAUUAGUUGACUAUCACAAAAGGAACUGUAACAAGCAACUUACUUAAUCUAUAACGAUUUGAUUUGAUUUGGUUUAGUUUAUUAUGCCAAAACACACAAGGGCUAUAUGUCUGAGGGAUGCCUUCGCGGAGGACUUUCUGAAGGAAACCGGCUCGUAUACACGUUAUGCAUUUUGAAAAUCACAAAAAUGCACCUGCAGCCAGUCCCUUGGCUUGGAAUCGAACCAGGUCGGAACUACCAGUGUUCAGAAAGCGGAAAAAUUAGUUCGUAUCAGGGCUACCAUAAAUUUGUCGAGAGAAUUUGUCUGAUUUAGUUAAAAUUGGCUGCAAAACUUUAAAUUGAAAUCGGCCCGUUUUGUAGUAAAAGCAGAAAAUGUUAGCAGAAAUUAGUAUUUUACAUCAUAUACAAUAAUUACAGGAGUAAUUACAAAAUUUACAAAUCCUUAAACUGACAGACUUUCAAUAGAAUCCUUCUUUUGAAAGUUUAGGAAACUAUUAUCAUAAUUCUACCAGUAAAAUGAUUAGAUUGAGUAUUUAACUCCUGCUUUUUUAAGACAAAAAUUAAUAAAUUGAUUUGGCACUUUAUUUUUAUUUUUAAGAACUUUAAUUAGUAAAAUUUCGUUUUGAACACAUAGUGUAUCUAAAAUAUUUUUAAUGUGUAGUAUUUGAUUCAUUGUUAUGUUACUAAUUACUUUUUGUAAAUGUUGGAAGUCCAAUUAAUUAAUUUACAAAUUUAAAGCCACGAAUUUUGUCAAAGAGUAGUGCGCCUAACUGUAGUUGAGUAUUUGAAGAUCUAGAUAAUCUAAAACUUUUAGUGAAGAAUUAGUUUUAUUGAGUUUUAAGUUAUCUGGAUAAAUUUGAAAGUUUUCUAUUUUGUUGAAAUUACUAAAAGUAAUUAGAUCAUCUAUGUCUCUGUAAGUAAGAGAAUAGAAAAUUUAAUCAUCUUGUUGUAAAGAUUUUUGGAAUAUAAAUCCUGCAAUAAAUAAAAAUAGAUUACACAGACUAGAAUACAUAUAAGCUCCCAUUGGUAUUAAUUUUACUUGUUUAAAAAGUUGAUUUUCAAACUUAAUGAAGUUAUUAAAAUUAGUGCAAUUAAGGAAUGUCUUCCAUUUAUUAAAGUAUAGUCAGCGUAUUAGGAAAACGUUCUGGCAGAGUAAGAAGGUUAUUAUAUAAUCAUAUUUCUUCUGAGGGAAGAAAAGUAUAUAAUUUUUCAAAAUCUUUGAAGUUGAUAUUUUGUAUAUUAAGAGACUGAAUGGCUUGAAUAACAGGUAGUUUGUUAUUGAUAAUCCAGCAAUAAUUAUGUUCCGUGUUACUAGAAGCGAAUAUUUACAAAUUUUUUUAAGCUGCAAUGCAAAAAAAUUUAGCCAAUAUUUUUCUUUUAGUUAUUUGUGCCAUUCGGAAUGAAUCUGAAUUUAAGCGGUGUUUUUUGGAACUUAAAGCAUAAAGGUUAACGAAUCUGUUAUAAUUGGGUUCUAUAGAAAGUUUGAGUAUUUUGUGAAAGGCUUUAAUUUUGUUUAUUACUGAGGUACCUCAGUCAGAGACAUCUCUGCUGUAGUAGUAAGUUGAUAAGUAUUAGCGUUGAAAAGUUCUGUAUUAAUAUUUUUUUGUAGUAAAGUUUUCAAAUAAUGCU
Stegodyphus dumicola is the source of this 4469-nucleotide messenger RNA. RefSeq names its product astacin-like metalloprotease toxin 5. The record is from RefSeq and is a predicted model, not a curated record. Gene Ontology annotation, biological process: proteolysis. Lineage: Eukaryota; Metazoa; Arthropoda; Arachnida; Araneae; Eresidae. Gene Ontology annotation, molecular function: zinc ion binding; metalloendopeptidase activity.